AUGAUUGAAUUUCUGUUGCUGCUUCUGGCAAUAGGAAUCCCAUGGAGUUCUAAUGCCCAAGUCAACGAAAUCAAUAAUCCACCACAGCCAAGUAACAUAAUCAUAUUAGCCGGACAAAGCAACAUGGCAGGCCGAGGAGGUGUCGUAGAUGGUGUUUGGGAUGGGAUUGUUCCGCCGGAGUGCCAGCCGAACCCGUCUAUUCUCCGGCUUUCCGCUAACCUCACCUGGGAGGAAGCAAAGGAGCCGUUGCAUAAAGAUAUUGAUGUGAAUAAAACUAAUGGAGUUGGUCCGGGCAUGUCAUUUGCUAAUUAUGUUUUGUCUCGCUAUCCGGGUUUGGGGUGUAUUGGCCUAGUGCCUUGUGCCAUCGGAGGCACAAACAUAAGCCAAUGGGAGCGUGGCACCUUCUUAUACAACCAACUAAUUAACCGGGCCAACGCCGCGGUCAAAGGUGGUGGAAGUAUCCGGGCUAUUUUGUGGUAUCAAGGCGAGAGCGACACUAUUGUUUACGAGGAUUCCAUUUCUUACAAGAAGAACCUGAAGAGAUUUUUGUCACAUGUACGAGCUGAUUUAGGUUCGCCGCUACUUCCUGUCAUUCAGGUGGCGUUAGCAUCGGGCGAAGGGCCAUUUAUCGACAUUGUAAGGCAAGCUCAGUUGGGAAUCAAGCGUCCAAACGUAAGAUGUGUAGAUGCCAAGGGACUCAAAGUGCAACCGCCGGAUGAUUUGCAUCUCACUACUCAAUCUCAAGUCAAGUUAGGGCAGAUGCUGGCUGAUGCUUUUUUCCAGUUUUUGCCUCAUCCUUUACCGAUCGAUAUUUCGAACAAUAUAUUAAUGGCGUUGAUUGAAGUUCUCUUGUUGCUGUUGGCAAUGGCAAACCCAUUGCAGGCUAAUGCACCUCAGCCAAGUAACAUGUUCAUUUUAGCCGGACAAAGCAACAUGGCCGGCCGAGGAGGCGUCCUCCAGGGUGUUUGGGACGGGAUUGUUCCGCCGAAGUGCCAGCUGCACCCGUCCAUUUUCCGAUUAAAUGCAAAAUUAGCCUGGGAGCCAGCAAAAGAGCCAAUUCACAAAGACAUUGACGUAACGAAAACCAAUGGGAUUGGGCCAGGCAUGGCAUUUGCUAAUACAGUGCUACACAGGGACCCUGGCUUCGGUACCAUCGGUUUGGUGCCUUGCACAGUUGGAGAUGAGAUGGAUGCCAAAUCUUACAAGACAAAUUUGAAGAGAUUCUUCACUGAUGUCCGCAAGGACUUAAGAUUGCCAUUGAUCCCUAUCAUUCAGCUUCCGAAGAAACCUGCUGCCCAAGCAUCUGAAACAAUUACUGGACCUGUGCAGCUGAGAAAGAAGGCAUGGAAGCAGAAGCAGCUGCCGGUGGAUCAGGCGCAGCAGCAAGGUUUGAAACAACAUCAUUGCGCGCGCAAGACUGUUGAUCACGCUUCUGUCGAGGUUGUCGCCAGCCGGCAGGAUACCCAACGAGUUCAUAGCAGCGAUCUUUUGAAUGGUUGGGGUGCCCACAGUGACUGCAAGGCGGCUGAGAUUGACCAGGAGCAGAAGGGGUGGAAUCACGCCGGACCGGAGAAGACUUCGCAGCCAAAGUAG
This is a messenger RNA of Oldenlandia corymbosa var. corymbosa, 1593 nucleotides long. Lineage: Eukaryota; Viridiplantae; Streptophyta; Magnoliopsida; Gentianales; Rubiaceae. The record is from the annotation of a GenBank genome assembly.